Molecule: messenger RNA, 3373 nt
Organism: Polistes dominula (European paper wasp)
Lineage: Eukaryota; Metazoa; Arthropoda; Insecta; Hymenoptera; Vespidae
Gene: CNBP
Product: CCHC-type zinc finger nucleic acid binding protein
Molecular function (GO): nucleic acid binding; zinc ion binding
Source: RefSeq, a predicted model, not a curated record
CGUUCAUUGUCGUAACGGGAGAGUUUGGCGGGCAGCGCAACGGCGAUUGGCCGGUCUUCCUUCUCGUAGUUAAUGGUCGCCGUAGCUGAUCGUUGGAGUAUUCGGUUCAAGUUUUCACGAGAAGUACUACCUAGAACUUCCAUUGUACAGCGACUGUAUUGACGAAGCUGGAGAAGGCAAAGGAUUCUUUCUUCAACAACGUUGAAUUAUAAAGAUCCAUAAACAAUGAGUUCGAACGCUUGUUAUAAAUGCAAUCGAAUGGGACACUUCGCCCGAGAAUGCACACAAGGUGGUGGAGGCGGCAGAGGAGAUCGUGGCCGUGAUAGAGAGGGAGGAUUUGGACGUGGUCGUGACAAAUGUUUUAAAUGUAACCAGUUUGGACAUUUCGCAAGAGAAUGUAAGGAGGAUCAGGACCUCUGUUACCGUUGCAAUGGAGUUGGUCACAUUGCUAAGGAUUGCCAACAAGGUCCUGAAAUGAGUUGCUACAAUUGCAAUAAGACUGGACACAUCGCUCGCAGCUGCCCAGAGGGUGUAAACGAUACUGCUCGUUUUGCUAUGCAAAGUUGCUACAAUUGUAAUAAGACGGGACACAUUGCUCGUAACUGCACCGAGGCAGGAGGUAAAAUUUGCUACAUUUGUGGCAAGACGGGGCACAUAAGCCGUGAAUGCGAAGAGGAGAGGAAGUAGGAGAUAACCCAAAUCCGUGCCGCUUUCUUAAAAAUAAUGAUAAGCCGUUUACCAUCGUGCGCGCCACUACCGGGGAUUGUAGCUAGGUAGGGAUGUGCGGACGUUUCUCUCAACGACGACACACGUGUUAUCGCAAAAGCGUGUUUUCGUGUUCGUCAUUGCCGUUCGAAUUUUCAUCUCUCCAUGCCCAACCCCCGGAGCUCUCCUCCCUCUCCCAAAUCUCCUUCCCCGUGCCCACCGUUGUUCUCUUUCACAUGGAUUUUCUUAUAAUGUCUUUAAGUUUUUAUUGCUGUUACACUACACCACACCACACAUCCGCGCGCGCACAAAGUACAUUCACACAUGAGAACACAUCUGACAUGUACACGAAUACACAUACACACACUAUACGAUGUAAUAUUAUAAACAUUCAAUUGAAUUAGAGUAGCGACAUAAAUCCUCUGUCCCUUGACCUUUAAACUAUCUUAUACGUGAAUUAUUUCGUAAUGCAAGAUGUAUGGAUUUCGGAAACAUUAAUGAAGUUCGCAAGGGCCAUCUUAAAAGCUGAGUGACAUUGGAUCAGUCCAAUAGAGACUGUCUGUCUUUCUUCCUUGAUAUAUUGAUAUGGAAAUUUUAUGAAAUGACUGAAGGACUUUGUAAUGUAAGAAAGGGAUUUUAUGACUGUGAGAAUGAUUGACAAAUUAAAGUCGUAUUCCUUUCUCAUAUCCACGCAUCUUGUAUUCGGUCCUCCCUCUCACUAUCUAGCUGAAUCACGUUAAAUUUCAAAAGUAAUGGGAAAGGAAAGGAAAGGAAAUAUGUAAACAUGCUGGCCCCGAAUGCAUAAAAAUAAGGUUUAGUAACGCCAAUUUUUAACGUGUAAGGAUGUAACGAGGUUCGCAGAACGAUUAUUUUUUAAUAAUAUCUGCUUUAAUAAAACUACAACAUGGUUGUAGAACAUGCAAUAUUUACAAAUUCAUAAAUAUACAAUAGUGCUGGACCAUCAUGUUUUGAAAUUUGUUAAGAGAAGCAGAACAAAGACUAUUUGUGUAAGAUUGUAAUUAAAAAAAAUCAGUAUGGCCAUCGAAGAUUACUACGCUUUUUAUGUAUAUAUAUAUAUGCAAUUAUGUCUAUAUAUAUGUAUACAUAUAUUUAUAUAUUAUAUAUAUAUAUAUAUGCAAUUGCAAAAUUCAUUCAAAGUUCAGGCAUUUUAUAUACAUUAUUAAGAAAAUAUUAAUAAAAAAAAAAAUCACCGUGUUCGUAUUUCCAAAUGAUCAUAUUAUGGUCUCAUAUAGAAAAAUAAUUACUGUAUUAACCUUAUAAUAUCCUUACAUGUGGUGAAGUACUUCGUUACUAGAUACAUGUGUGUGUAUAUAUAUAUGUGUGUGUCUAAAAAUGUAUAUACAUAUAUAGAUACAUAUACGCAGGAGCUGUAUUUUGUACUGUAAAAAGCUAGUUAUACUCUGGUCGUUGCUGGUGACUAAUUCCGGUGGAUCUUGUUUUUUACAUCGCAUACUAAAAAAAAAAAAAAAAUAAUAAAAAUAAAAAAAAAGAUAUUUUCAUGUAAAGUACUAUAUGAAUCUUUUCUUUGUAAGUCGCAAAAUGAAAAUUCGUGAAUACGCUUUACUUAAUAACUUGAGCAUUUAAUAGAAAAAUAAAUAAAAAAAAACCGCAUAAUAUCAACUUGAUACAUACUCAGAAGUUAUAAAAUUUCACACGAAAUAAAAAAAGAAAAGAAACUCUACGAACUCUCUAAGAACGAAUGAAGCUCUAGCUGAAAGUUGUUACUUUUAUGCGAGUACAAAACUAUAAAAGAUUUCCUUGAGAAUAAGGCAUAAAUGUAAGACUAAUAGGUAAUGAUUUGUUUGGUGGUUAUACAAUGUUUAUAAAUAAUAAGAAAUGCUAUUGGGAUAUGAAUCAAUCGAACUACCUAGUUCUUUAAUUCUCCAUUUUAUCGAACACGGAGAUAUUGAAAUUUCAAUUGACGAAAAGAUCGCACAUGGAUCUGUAUUAACUCUAGGUAGAUUCAACAUGAACAUCCCACGCAAAAUGCCAUUUAUUAUCGAUGUUCUCUGCGAUACGAUAUAAGUCGUUGUGUCAUUAAACGUUGUUUCGUUGAGUGACGAUACGAAUUGCUGGGGUCAUAAUGCGUGAUUUGUACAUGGAGAAUCUGAUUUAACCAGCAGCGACAAUGUGUAUUAAUGUUCAGAAGCCAGGCGUGCCUGACUCAGUGGAACAGAAGCGCACCUUGUGCGUUGUAUUACAUACGUAGUACAGGUGUCCUGCAAACCAUUUUAUACACUUAACUGCUCGGGACUUAAACCGAUCUCAUGCAUGGGUUUCAGAAAUAGUGAGUACUCAGUGCACCAGUGCGUCUGACGAGAUUUGGAGGAUCAGAAAACAAAAAUUAUAUUCUGCUAUUUGACUUGAGUAACCUUUGGUGCUCUCACUGAAUGUGCAUUCAGAAAAUUCUAAUUGAAAUUAAUCAUCAUUUUGGUCGCUACCCAAAUAUUUUGCAUUCUCUCUCUAUUAUGGAUGUUUUUCAUUUCUUUUUUUCUUUUGUAUAUUGUAUAUGAAAUACUAAGAUUGGGUUGUUAAGGAUUAAAUUUUUAAAAGAACUACGUUCUGGAACACGCUAUUCAUAAGUCAUGAUCAUUGGUGGCAUCAAAGGUUCAGAAGAGCAUUAAAAAAAAAAAAAAAAAAAAAAAAA